CCUCUUUAGAAAUUCGCCGCUCUGGAGCUCCACCUGCGCGCAUUGUCCUGCGAAGCAGCCGAACCGCGGCCGGCGGGCUCAGGUAUGACGGCGACCCGCCGACCGGGCGCCCCUUCACGGACACGCGCGUCCGGCGGAGCUUCGUUCCAGCUCGCGGCGUCGUUCCCGCAGCUUUUAAACGGGGCUGGGAAAUUAGGUUAAAGACGCACCUGAGGAGCGGAUCGAGAAGUGGCAUGCAGGCUGAAGGAGGAAUAAUUGGAUUGAGAUAACGCCACACGGGCAUCUUGGAUAUCACGCAACAAUGAUGUUCACGCUCACUGAGGUUGCAUCCUUGAACGACAUCCAGCCGACGUACCGUAUCCUAAAGCCAUGGUGGGACGUCUUCAUGGACUACCUGGGGCUGGUCAUGCUCAUGCUGGCUAUUUUUGCAAUGACCAUGCAAAUCACCAAGGACCAAGUGGCUUGCCUUCCAUAUCUGGAUGAACCAGAGGACGCCUCGGGGCCCAAACCCGAGCAGAAUGCUCGGGAGGUGGCCUCAGCCGCUACCACCCCGGCCCCUGGGGUAACCAGCGUCCCAAUGGACAGUAAGGACCUACCGGACGAAGCCGUCCGCGAAAUCCACGAGGCACACCAACACACGGCCGUCGUGCCAGAGAAAUACGUCAGUCAGCCUCAGCCGACGGGGGUCAGAACUAAUCUGGACUACCAGCAGUAUAUUUUUAUCAACCAAAUGUGCUACCACGUUGCCUUGCCCUGGUAUUCCAAAUACUUUCCAUACCUCUGCCUCAUCCAUACCCUCAUUCUCAUGGUCAGUAGCAAUUUUUGGUUCAAAUACCCCAAAACCAGUUCAAAGAUUGAGCAUUUUGUUUCCAUUCUCGGUCGAUGUUUUGAGUCUCCUUGGACGACAAAGGCUUUGUCCGAAACGGCCUGCGAGGACUCUGAGGAGAACAAACAGAGGUUGACUGGCGCCUCGUCUGUGCCAAAGCAGGUGUCCUCAGAGGGGAAAGAAGAUGGCGCCAAUGUCAACUCAUCCACACCCAUGCUCGGGGUGAAAUUUUCCGCCGAUAAGCCCCUGGCAGAGGUCCCAAGUAGCAUGACAAUCCUGGACAAAAAAGACGGCGAGCAGGCCAAAGCCCUGUUUGAGAAAGUUAGGAAGUUUCGAGCUCAUGUGGAGGACAGUGACUUCAUCUACAAGCUUUAUGUUGCCCAGACUAUCGUUAAAACGGUGAAGUUUAUUUUGAUAUUGUCCUACACCUCAACUUUUUUGGCUGAAAUCAAUUUUAAGCACAUCUGUGAGCCCAAGAUAAAACAUCUUACGGGUUAUAAGCAGUUCUUCUGUACGCACAACAUGGCUUUCAUGUUGAACAAGCUACUAAUCAGCUACAUGGCUCUGAUUCUGAUCUAUGGGAUGACGUGCUUGUACUCUCUUUUCUGGGUGUUUCGACGCCCUCUGAAGGAGUAUUCAUUCGAAAAGGUCAGGGAGGAGAGCAGCUUUAGUGACAUUCCUGAUGUCAAAAAUGACUUUGCAUUCCUCUUACACAUGGUUGACCAGUAUGACCAGCUUUACUCCAAGCGCUUUGGGGUUUUCUUGUCUGAAGUAAGUGAAAACAAACUGAGGGAGAUCAGCCUCAACCAUGAGUGGACUUUUGAAAAACUGAGGCAGCUCGUGACCCGGAACGCGCAGGACCAGCAGGAGCUGCACCUCUUCAUGCUCUCUGGACUCCCCAACGCUGUCUUUGACCUGACGGACUUGGAAGUGCUCAAACUCGAGCUGAUUCCGGAGGUGAGGUUCUCGGCGAAGGUCUCCCAGAUGACCAGCCUGCAGGAGCUGCAUCUCUGCCACUGUCCCGCCAAAGUGGAGCAGACGGGCUUCGCUUUCCUCCGGGACCAUCUCCGCUGCCUCCAUGUGAAGUUCACCGACGUUGCUGAGAUCCCUGCCUGGGUGUACUUACUGCGGAGUUUAAGGGAGCUCAACCUAAUCGGCAACUUAAGCUCAGACAACAACAAAAUGAUCGGUCUGGAGUCCAUGCGAGAUUUGAGGCAUUUGAAGACAUUGUGCUUAAAGAGCAACCUCACAAAAAUGCCCACGAACAUCACGGAGCUUUCGCCACACCUGAUUCGGUUGGUGGUGCACAACGACGGUACAAAACUGCUGGUACUGAACAGCCUGAAAAAAAUGGCAAGUCUAAUUGAACUGGAGCUGCACAAUUGCGAACUGGAGAGGAUUCCUCACGCGAUUUUCAGCCUGACUAACUUACAGGAACUCGAUCUGAAAUCCAACAACAUCCGGACCAUAGAGGAGAUCAUCAGUUUUCAGCACCUGAAGAGGCUGACCUGCCUCAAGCUGUGGCACAACAAAAUUAUCACCAUCCCAUCUUCCAUCGGGCAAGUCAAGUCUCUGGAGGCGCUGCACCUCUCCCACAACAAACUGGAGUCCCUCCCUCCGGCUCUGUUCACCCUCCCCAAACUGCGACACUUGGAUGUGGGUCACAACUCCAUCACGGUGCUUCCUCCAGACGUGGGUCUGCUCCACAACCUCCAGCACCUGGCCAUCAACUCCAACAAGCUGGAGGUGCUGCCCAAGCCCCUGUUCCGGUGCACCAAGCUGAAGGUGCUGUGUCUGGGGCACAACGCGCUGACCGUGCUGCCGGAGUCCGUGGGCCAGCUGGUGCAGCUCACUCAGCUGGAGCUGAGAGGAAACUGCCUGGACAGGCUGCCCGCGCAGCUGGGGAACUGCCGGCUGCUGCGCAAAACUUGCCUUGUCGUGGAGGACCACCUUUUCGACGCACUGCCCGUGGAUGUGAAGGAGAGCAUCAGCCGAGACACCACCGUGUCUUUUACGAGUGGCUUAUAGCAGAAGAGGCACAAGUCAGAUGGAAUGGCAGAAGUAAAUUAAAGGAGACCCUUUGUUUUUGUAUUAUUCAUAACAAUGAAUGCAUUUUGUAGAUUAUUUUAAUGGUUUGUCUUAGUUGAUUGCAUUUUAAUAGAGCUUAGAAAAAUGCGGCGUGUUUUCCAUGUUGCUCAGGCUAUAUUUAGUAAUGCUUUUUGUCUCUUUAGUAGAUUGUAGAAAUGAAAAUGAGAGAUUUAGCUUCUUUAUGUACCACUCUAUAGACCAAAACCUUGCUCCACUGACACAGCAUAAUUGUCAUUAUUGUUUAGAUACUCAGGUAUAAUUGUAAUAAUGGGAACAAUCUUUUUUGCCUUAACUGCAACUCUUUUUUUUUUUUUUUACAUUAGAAAUUUUCACAGACAAAAGGCCAAAAAUAAAUUCAUGUUUUCUUAUUAGUUUUCCAUGUUUCACUGAGCUAUUUAUAGAUGUGAUGGGAGCAAAUCCAAUGCAACAAACCACUUUUUGUUUGAAAUCAUGUAACCUACAAAUAUGUUUCCUGUUUGUAACGUGUUGUAGCUAACAGAAUCAAGUAGUAACACUCAGGUGGAGACUAAGCACCAGAAGGAAACCUUUACCUUAUUGUCGUAGAGAUUGUAUUCUCCAGCCUUUAGUCAUUCAUUUGCACAUUUAAAACCCAAUGAUGUAAAGACGGGCGAAUGUCCUUUGAGACAGACGGCCUGUUCGGAGACCAAUGUAAGCUGACACAAGGGACGUCUGGAUGUGUGCGUAAUCAUGUUUG
Salarias fasciatus (jewelled blenny) is the source of this 3629-nucleotide messenger RNA. It is a transcript of the gene lrrc8da, whose product is annotated as leucine rich repeat containing 8 VRAC subunit Da. The record is from RefSeq and is a predicted model, not a curated record. Gene Ontology annotation, molecular function: protein binding. Lineage: Eukaryota; Metazoa; Chordata; Actinopteri; Blenniiformes; Blenniidae. Bases 302 to 2854 code for a protein of 850 amino acids. The transcript has 3 exons. Gene Ontology annotation, cellular component: cytoplasm.